Messenger RNA from Olea europaea var. sylvestris, 1966 nucleotides. RefSeq names its product zinc finger CCCH domain-containing protein 45-like. Gene Ontology annotation, biological process: mRNA splicing, via spliceosome; regulation of mRNA splicing, via spliceosome. Bases 413 to 1726 code for a protein of 437 amino acids. The record is from RefSeq and is a predicted model, not a curated record. Lineage: Eukaryota; Viridiplantae; Streptophyta; Magnoliopsida; Lamiales; Oleaceae. The transcript has 11 exons. Gene Ontology annotation, cellular component: nucleoplasm. Gene Ontology annotation, molecular function: N6-methyladenosine-containing RNA reader activity; mRNA binding.
AAAUACGAUUAUUCUAGGGCACAGCUUAUCAACAAUCCCUGUCAAGCUCCACACUUCCUCGCUCUCCCUGCUCCACCUACCUCAAUUUCAUUCCCUGAGAAGUGAGGGACUUCGAAAGCUUUUAAAAAAUUACGAAAGGACGAAAGGCUGUAAUUCAAGGGUCUGAUUACUAACUGAGAAUUGCCAAGUAGGGCUAUUUUUGCAGUGUUCUCAUUUGUGUCGGUAAGGCUGUUAGAUAGCUAGGUGAUCCAUGAAUGUGGGCUUCUUUUUUGUGAUAUGGGGCAGAUCAGUUACAAGUGCCUUGAGCUCUGUGAUGGCUUGAAGCCUCCCUAGUUUGUCACCCUCUAAAUAUGCUUUUCCUGCCACACAUGAGAGAAGUGAUGUAGCAGUAUUUCCAUCCUUUUUGCACAUAAUGCAUCAUGCCCAAGGUAUGCCAUCUGAUAAUGCAAAAGACAAUUCAGCGUUUGAUUCAUCUAUGAUAGAAGUGAAAAAAGACAUGGCAAAUUUAAAUGAUACAGAAAGCCCUAGAGACACGAGAAAUGAGGAAGCCUGUCGAUCUGGGGUAGAAGAACAAGUUCAUUCUUGUGAUCAGGUGGGAACUUCAGGUGCAGUCAAGAAGGAUAGACUGUAUAAUACAAGAUAUUUCAUUAUCAAGAGCUUGAACCAUCAAAAUAUUCAGUUGUCAAUUAAGAAGGGACUUUGGGCUACUCAAAUCAUGAAUGAGCCUAUUCUUGAAGAAGCAUUCCAAAAUUCUGGCAAGGUGAUUCUCAUAUUUAGUGUCAACAUGAGUGGCUUCUUCCAAGGGUAUGCUCAAAUGGUGUCUUCAGUUGGUUGGGGACGGGAUGAGAUUUGGAGUCAAGGAAGUGGUAAAAGUAAACCUUGGGGCCGAAGUUUUAAAGUCAAAUGGCUACAGUUGCAUGACUUGCCUUUUCAAAAGACUCUUCAUCUUAAAAAUCCUUGGAAUGAAUACAAACCUGUCAAAAUUAGUAGAGAUUGUCAGGUAUCAAUUAUUCUAAUCCAUCCAAGAUUUAAUAGUUGGUCCAUUCUCAGUCUCGGUAAAGUCCAUGAUCAUUACGCUUCAACCGGGUUAUUCUAUUCCACCUUUUUUACAGAGUUACCUCAGGAUAUUGGUGAAGCUCUUUGUGAGCUCCUAGAUGGGGGAGAUGAUGUGUAUCUUAAUUUGAAAAGGGAGGAAGUGAGGGAUGAUCUUUCUUCAAAAUGGCUUUACAAAGAGCAGUUGCAUUCUUUCCAAGAUGAAGACUUCAAUGUCCCUCUGAUGCAUAUGGAACCUAUGCUAUAUCCCUCUUUACUAUACCAAAAUCAAGCUGAAGCAGGUAGAUUUCAUUUAGAAAACCUGAGAACAGCUGGCAUAUAUCUUCCUGAGAAUUCGUCAAUUGCUACUGCGCCAUCCGAAGUUAAACAGUCAAAACAUUCUCGAACAAAUGGAAGUUUUGCAAGUAUAAAAGAUAGAUCUUCUCGAAUCGAUGGUUGGGGCUUGUCAGCAGAGAGAAGGCCUUUUGCUAGCACUCUGACUGAGGAUGAUAUUCUGGAAAUGACAUAUGAAGAGUACCUGGAAGCUCAUAGUAGAGGCAACAGAAGACUCAAACCCACUGCUGCUGGAACAUCUCGAAGCUUGCAGAAGUCUUCAACUAGUAAAGAAUAUUCUGAUGACUCGCAGUCGGGCUGCAGUUCAAAGAAAAGGACACGCCACCAAUGGCUCGACUGAUUGAUAUUUUACCAAGAAAUUAGGUUAUAAUCAGUUUUCAAGUGAAGCUUAUGAUAUACUUCGAAGUACAAUUGUUUCAUUUCACUUCAAAGCGCCAAGCUUUGAACUCAUUAUUCUUCAAACUACGAGUUAACAUUGCAAUCAUGUUGUAUCCAAUAUGUUUGUUCUAAUUUGUGUUUCCCCAUGGAUGGCAAUGAAUUUGUAGAUUGUGCAUAUUUCACCUUCCCUUCAUAUUGCCUU